CUCCCACGGAUUUAUUUAUCUCUGCCCCUCAACUCCGCCUAUAAGCUGCGCCGCGUCCUGUGCUCACGAUGAAGCGACCUUGCGAGGAAACUACCUCAGACAGCGACAUGGACGAGACUAUAGACGUGGGGAGUGAGAACAACUACUCGGGGCAAAGUAAUAGCUCUGUCAUUCGAUCGAAUUCCCCAACAACAACAUCUCAGAUUAUGGCCAGAAAGAAAAGAAGAGGGAUUAUAGAGAAAAGGCGCCGUGAUCGUAUAAAUAACAGUUUAUCAGAGCUGAGGCGGCUUGUGCCAACUGCUUUUGAAAAACAAGGAUCUGCCAAAUUAGAAAAAGCAGAAAUACUGCAAAUGACAGUGGAUCAUCUGAAGAUGCUGCAGGCAACGGGAGGUAAAGGUUAUUUUGACGCUCAUUCCCUGGCCAUGGAUUUCAUGAGCAUCGGCUUCCGGGAGUGCUUGACAGAAGUCGCGAGGUACCUGACUUCGGUGGAAGGUCUUGACACGUCUGACCCCCUGCGCGUUAGACUCGUGUCUCAUCUGAGCACCUGUGCCUCUCAGAGG
Messenger RNA from Apaloderma vittatum (bar-tailed trogon), 560 nucleotides. Its product is annotated as hairy/enhancer-of-split related with YRPW motif protein 2. The annotation marks the transcript as partial. NCBI's taxonomy places the organism in Eukaryota, Metazoa, Chordata, Aves, Trogoniformes, Trogonidae. Gene Ontology annotation, cellular component: nucleus. Gene Ontology annotation, biological process: circulatory system development; regulation of neurogenesis; anterior/posterior pattern specification. The transcript has 5 exons. The record is from RefSeq and is a predicted model, not a curated record. Gene Ontology annotation, molecular function: DNA-binding transcription factor activity, RNA polymerase II-specific; RNA polymerase II cis-regulatory region sequence-specific DNA binding; protein dimerization activity.